Eimeria acervulina is the source of this 417-nucleotide messenger RNA. RefSeq lists its product as hypothetical. The transcript has 4 exons. The record is from RefSeq and is a predicted model, not a curated record. The coding region runs from base 1 to 417 and encodes 138 amino acids. Lineage: Eukaryota; Apicomplexa; Conoidasida; Eucoccidiorida; Eimeriidae.
AUGCUUAAUUAUUACUGGCCUAGUAAAUAUGAUAUACCUAGCUUCCACUUAGAUCAAUACUUACAAAUGCAGGCUCUACGUUAUGCCCCCAAGAAGACGCAUCCUUCUUUAGUUUCUCUCUCGGGUUUGAUGCGUCUGCUGGCGACGAAAAAGAAUAUCAUUUGCCGUUUGCUGCAGCAGUUAGACGCGGAGCUUCUUAAAGAAAACCCAACUCUACAAGACCUCCAUGCGUUAUACAGAUCUCUCUUUCCUGACGACCCUCUGAGCGGCGUCGCGCCGCAAGACAAGACGUGGCGCUGGACAGACAAAAUGAAGCCCCAAACCCUUCUGGGGUUACUGGAAUUGUCUGCUAAACUGAGGGGCACAACACAAACGGAGUUCAACCGAAUUCUUCGCGAGGCCAGCGAAUGCUCGUAA